ACUCAUCCCGAUCGACUGAAGCUCGGCAACAUGCGACAAUCGCUCAUGUCCCUCAUCCUUGGUGCGGCGCUGCUGUUCCAGUGCUCCUCGCUCUCAGUUUCCAUUCCCAUGGGCAAGACUGAAGACGGCCUGCUGGAGCAGGAGGCGCUGGCAUCUCUGCUGGGUGACGACGCAACACAGAACAGCUUGAGCGAAGGCGAUCUAGCAGCCACCGGAAAACCCAGACGCCCUCGGGUCAUCGUUGUCGCCGAUCCGAGCGUGUGGAAGGACUUACGGAUGCUGCAAAAUGGACUGUCCAUCUACAAGAGGAGGGCCGAGGACGAACACAGAGAGGGCCAAGACAUCAACAUCCCCAUCCUGAGACGGGACACCAUGAGGUGCAUGGUGGGACGAGUCUACCGCCCAUGCUGGGAGGUCUGACGACAGACCAGAGAAGCAACAUCCUCACCACCAUUCUGACUUGUUCUUUAUCACAAUUAUGACUCAAUACUCCAGACCUGAGAA
Synchiropus splendidus (mandarinfish) is the source of this 504-nucleotide messenger RNA. RefSeq names its product pro-melanin-concentrating hormone, like (gene pmchl). Gene Ontology annotation, biological process: chemical synaptic transmission; behavior. Bases 31 to 420 code for a protein of 129 amino acids. The record is from RefSeq and is a predicted model, not a curated record. The transcript has a single exon. Gene Ontology annotation, molecular function: type 1 melanin-concentrating hormone receptor binding; melanin-concentrating hormone activity. NCBI's taxonomy places the organism in Eukaryota, Metazoa, Chordata, Actinopteri, Syngnathiformes, Callionymidae.